Molecule: messenger RNA, 451 nt
Organism: Priapulus caudatus
Lineage: Eukaryota; Metazoa; Priapulida; Priapulimorpha; Priapulimorphida; Priapulidae
Product: SWI/SNF complex subunit SMARCC1-like
Exons: 3
Source: RefSeq, a predicted model, not a curated record
UAUGUGCAAGUUGAUCCACCGACAAGUAAAGGGCUCGUAUGUCUUGUCUCUCAGCUUAUUCAAUUCCAAGAGGAUGCAUUUGGGAAACAGGUACAGAAGUCGGCUCUGACCCGACUUCCGCAGAAGUUCUUCCUCGACUUCAAACCAGGUGGCGCACUAUGUCACAUACUCGCAGCCGUCUACAAAUUCAGAACCCAGCAAGGAUGGCGGCGCUUCGACUUCACGUCGCCGGUGCGCACCGAGCGCAACGUCGAGAUGUUCGUGCACGUCGAGCGCGCGCUGGUGGCGAGCGGGCUGCUUCCCGUGAAGAAGGUGUACGUGCGGACGGACGUGGACCGCGCGCUCGUUCCCGCGCUGCGCGACGUCGUCGCGAGACACAAGGGCGUCGUCGUCGACGCGCCGGACGAAGCGACGCACAUCAUCUACCCGCCGCCGACAACGCCACCCGAAG